Messenger RNA from Miscanthus lutarioriparius, 1014 nucleotides. NCBI's taxonomy places the organism in Eukaryota, Viridiplantae, Streptophyta, Magnoliopsida, Poales, Poaceae. The record is from the annotation of a GenBank genome assembly.
AUGGAGAAGCUCUUCGAGGAGUCGGACACCGCCGUCGAGCGCCGCAUCCUCGACUCGGAGUUACGCCAGGACGCGCGCCUCUCCAUCAUCGAGCAAGCCGCCUCCGAGGGUGUCGUCGAUGACCUGUGCCUACGCAUCGGCAAGCUCGACAAGUACUGGAAUCGUUCCGUGAUUGAAGCCACCGUCGAGCCGGCGCUCAUCCUCGAGCCUCCCAUCAAAUCGGAGCAGCACGUCGCGCCCCCACCUGCUGGCUACAUGGCUGCUCGGCCCAACGGACACCGCGUCGACAACCACCACCCGAAGAAUGAGCAGGGGUUGUCACCACCCUCACUUAUUCCCUGGUCAUGGGUAUGGCCGAUUCCUCUGCAAAUCCUGUUAAGUUACAUGUGUUCUCGCAUGCAAUUCACAGGACCUGCUAAGCGUUGGAUCCAAUCCGCUACACCUAAACUCCAAACUAUGCAAUGGUCUGAAUUCCGUAGUGCUCUGCAUACACGCUUCGACCGUGACCAGCAUGAAUUCCUCCUUCGCCAGCUUUAUCGCAUUCGACAGACUUCGUCUGUUCAGGAUUACGUGGAUCGCUUCUCCCAAUUAACUGCCUAUGAUCCCACCACAAACUCCCUGCAUUACAUCACACGUUUCACUGAUGGGCUGCAUCGAGACAUACGUGCAAUUAUUCUUGUUCAGCAUCCUAGCUCCCUCGAUUGGAAGAAGCAGGCGAUCCUUCAAAGAAGCGUGACUGGAGGUGUACUGAUGCUCCAUUGGUGCCACAAUGAGCUCCGAAGGGCGCCUACCCUCUGCCUCCUCCACCAGGAGUUGAUAAGCCACAAGCAGUUGCCGCUAAUAAGCCGUGUUCGGGCCCCAAACCUCUGGAUCGUCGUCUUGCCGACCUCAAGGCAUAUCGUCGUGCUCACGGGCUGUGCGAUCACUGCGGAGAGAAGUGGAGUCGGGACCACAAGCGUGCGCCCAAGUCGGUCUCCAUGUGCUAGAAGAACUUUAUGCUCUUUUCUUGACUAA